AUGGAUAAAAUUGCCAUCUAAAAUCUAAAAUGCAAUAAGCAUCCAAAUAAAGACCUUCAAUUUAUUUAAGUAAAUGAUGUCUUAGCACAACCUAAUUCCACUAAACCUCUCUUUUACUGUUCUUCCUGUUUUAAUCAUGAUCUUCACUUUAAAUCUAUCAACUAUCUUAUGAUCGACCAGAUUUUUUAAGAAGCAGACAAUAACAUUAUCCCAAAAUGGCCGCCAGUCAAUAACUAUCAAAUAAUCUCAGAUCUCAUUGAUCUUACAUCAAAUUAAUCUUCACUUGACUAUGUCAAGCAAAUUACAAACUUCUUUAAUCAACUCAAAGAAGAGUUUUUAAAUAAAAUAGAUGUUAUCUAAAAAAAAAUGAUCAAUGAAGCCUUGAAAUAUCCUAUUGAUAGAUAGCAUAUUAUCAAAAGAUACUAAGAAGUUUCAAACAUUCUUUAGCUUAAGUAGCUUCUUAACAAUGAAAAAUCAAAUAAUCUCCAAGAUUAUUCAAUUCUCUGUAAAGAAUUUAUCUCUCAAAUGGAGUCUCAAAAAGAUAAAAACACAGAAUAAUUGUAAAGUCUGCUUACCUAAGCAAAUUAAUUGUAAACGAAUUUCAACAUGGAAUAUCCUCACAUCAUUAAAAAGUAAUUAUUAACUUUUAUUGACCAAAUUUCUUUCUUCAAUUUAGAUAUUCCUGAAUUCAGCAGUGCAAAUCAUGAUAACAAUAGAAAUCAUUUUGAAACUAAUAUUAGAAAUCAAAAUAACUAAACUGGAGAUUUAAAAUUAACAUCUGAAUUAAUCAUGAAGCUUGUUUCUAAUAAAUCAAACUUUUGCUCUGACUAAUUCUUAAGCAAGUUAAGUGAGAAUCUUUAAAGUAUAAAUCCUAUUCUUAAAUAGUUUAGUUUCAGCACAACAAUUUUCAAGGAGAAUAAAGAGUAAAUUGACUUUUCCAAGAUUAGUGAGGAAAAGAUAAAUUUAAUAGAAGAAUAUGUUAAGCAUUCAAUAGCUUUGUAAAGAGGGGAAUAGUAAUUUGAAUAGGAAGUAAAGGAUAGUUUAGAAAUCAAAUAAAUGACUUAAAUUGUAGAUUCUAAAAUCAAUUUCUUGAGCUAAGAAUUCAAUUAAUAGUUUGAAAAGUUCUUAAUUGAUGUAAAACCUUUCUUAAAAUAGAUUAAUUUCACUAAUACUUUUACUGACAAAAAUAAAUUUGACAUCUUCAGAAAUUUUAAACAUGAAAAAUGGAACGCUUUAUUUUAGGAAAAUCUACCUAAUUUAGAUCUAAAAUUGUUUGUUACUUAGUUUUAUGACGGGUAGAAUAAAUGUGUGGUAAAUAAAAAAGAAAAUGGUUAUUAUGAAAUUGAAUGUUUAGAAGAAAGUAAUUAUUGGCUGAAUUGUAUAUCAAAUACAAAUUUAUAAAAAGAUUAGAAGUAUAUUUUUAGGAUAAAAGUUGAAAGUUUAAAUCAAGGUAAAAUCUUUACAAUAGGUCUAAUGAGAAAUUCAAAGGCUUAUUAAAAUGCCGGAUUGAAUGAGCAUUUAAGCUGUGAGUUAAAGAAAGAUAAUCAAUCUGUAAUUAAAUCUGAAGAUAAUUAUGGUAUUGAUAAAUAAUUAAAGGGAUCAGGAUUUAAAACAAGUGGAGAGAAUAUGAUAGAACUAAGAUUGUGUAUGAAAGAGUAGAUUCUAGAAGUAUUAGAUUAUCCGAAUUAUGAGUAUAAGUUAGGAUUAGAGGAUAAAUAUAAAGAGAAGCUUACAUAAUUUGAUGAUCUAAGAUUUUAUCUUGGCAUUGGUAAUUAAGGUGAGAAAUAUAUUUUAAUGGAUGUAAAAAUAGUGUAUGAGUUAAAAAAUUGA
Tetrahymena thermophila SB210 is the source of this 1830-nucleotide messenger RNA. Its product is annotated as zinc carboxypeptidase family protein. The record is from RefSeq and is a predicted model, not a curated record. NCBI's taxonomy places the organism in Eukaryota, Ciliophora, Oligohymenophorea, Hymenostomatida, Tetrahymenidae. The transcript has a single exon.